AUGGCCUAGCCCGAGAAUGGGUUCCGGUAUUUUCAACGAAACGAUUAACGGACACGUCAACGACUGAGGACGGUUUCUCCAGGCAGCGUUUCCCCAGCGCGGUCACAUAAGUCCGGCAACACACAGGAGAGCGCCCAACGGAAACCCCCCACACUUCCCGUUCCCAGCGCGGCAGAGGCCGCGGGCCGCAGCCCCGGCGAGUGCUCGGGCGCGCACGCCGCCCCGGGCUCGCGCCGCCCCGCCCCCAACCGUCCGUCGCCCGCCCUCCGCCGCCCCCUCUCCGGGACCCCCUGGCGGUGCUGCUCCCAGACCCCCUCGCGGCUGGAGGGACCCGGACGGGCCCGAGGUCGCGGUUAGCCGGGGGAAGCCGGAAGAGACCGGGAAGCCGGGGAGAGCUGCCGAGGGUGGCGGAGCCCGCCUUGUACGCCCAGCGAGGGAAGGGGGAGAGAAGGAGGCAGAGUUCAGCGCGGGUGCGCGAGGAAGGGAGCUCGGGCCCGACUCGAGCGGGGGCUCAGGAUCGAGACUGGUGGGCCAGGCCCCCGAGCCGGCGUCACACCCCCAUCCGAAGAAGACAGGCGGACACAUGGCCUCGCCAUUCCUGCCUUCGGGGGCCACCACAGGCGACAGCGGCGGGGAGCUGAGCUCGGGGGACGACUCUGGGGACGUGGAAUCCCUCCAGAGCCCGGAGACCGAGGCGUCCAGGAGCCUGACAGAGCUGUUUGAGAAGGCUGCCGCGCGCCUCCAAGGCCUGGUUCAGGUGGCCAGCCGGGAGCAGCUCCUGUACCUGUAUGCCAGGUACAAGCAGGUCAAAGUCGGAAAUUGCAAUACUCCUAAACCAAGCUUCUUUGACUUUGAAGGAAAGCAAAAAUGGGAAGCAUGGAAAGCACUUGGUGAUUCAAGCCCCAGCCAAGCAAUGCAGGAGUAUAUAGCCGUAGUGAAAAAAUUAGAUCCAAGUUGGAAUCCUCAGUUUUCUGGCAGGGAGACAGAGAGGUCACCAGAGAAGAAAGGAAGAGAAACAAAUACUGGUUUUGGUGGGCCAGUUGUUAGUUCUCUGUAUCACGAAGAAAUCAUCAGGGAAGAAGACAAAAACAUAUUUGAUUACUGCAGGGAAAAUAACAUUGACCACAUAACCAGAGUCUUCAAAUCAAAAAAUGUGGAUGUGAAUAUGAAAGAUGAAGAGGGCAGAGCUCUACUCCAUUGGGCUUGUGAUCGAGGACAUAAGGAACUAGUCACAGUCCUGCUACAACAUAGGGCUGAUAUUAACUGUCAGAUUGUUUUGGCUAUUCUGGGCCCCUUGAAUUUUCAUUUGAAUUUUAUAAUCAACUUUGCAAUGUUUGGAGGUCAAGAGGAAAGCCUAGACAUCCCCUGGCCGGUAGUAGACAAUGCUCUUCUUCCUCACCCGGGUGGUGUCGACAGAGGCGGAGCAGAAACCCUGGACUUUCACCUCCUGCCCAGUGGUUGCAGGCAGUGCUUCCCUUCUCCCACAAGGGUGGUAUCAGUGGAGGCCAAGUGGUAAACUUGGACAUCUACCCUGCACUCUAGAAAUAAAAGCAGUAAUAAAAUGGUACUUACCCCCUUUCCAAAUAGAAAGUGGUGCUGUUGAGGAGGGGUGGGGUAGUAUUUCAGAGAAGAGGAAGCUGGGGAAAGGGAUUCUUUAAACUUGUGUAUGGAAUCCUAGAAAGAUCCCAAAGUGACUCACACAUUAAACUGACUGGAAUUAACACACCAAAAGGUUUGAAAACUGAAGUACAGUGUGGAAUACUGCUCAUGUUUUCACAUUGACCUCUAGGUAGCACACAAACAAAGCAGGCCAGAAUAUCACUUUAAGAACUCUGAAAACUAAAUUGUCGUUGGAACCCAGGUCAUAAAAAUAGGCCAGGACCUGCAUGAGAAAUUCAUAUGGGGAGACUGCCUGCUAAAAUAUAAUAGAUUUAAACAGGAUCCAGACUCUCAUAACAUACUGAAAUUGAAAAUUACUCAUCAUACCAAGAACCAGGAAAAUCACAACUUUAAUGAGAAAAGGCAACCAACACACACCAAACACUAAGGUGACUCAGAUGUUCAAAUUAUCUGACAAGAAUUUUUUAAAAUAAUCAUAAAAAUGAACGGUUGUGAACAUUCUCAAAACAAAUGAAAAGAAAAAAAUAGGAAAUCUGAACCCAAAAGGCUUUAAAUUACAGGUUCAAUUUCUUUAACUAAUACAAGACUGUUCACAUUAUAUAUAUAUAUAUAUAAUGUCAUAUAUAUAUAAAUGACAUGUCAUAUAUAUGUCAGUUUUUUUUUUUUUUAAUAAAUUUACUUAUUUUUUGGUUGCAUUGGGUCUUCGUUGCUGUACAUGGGCCUUCUCUAGUUGUGGCAAGCAGGGCUACUCUUUGUUGCAGCAUAUGGGCUUCUCAUGGCAGUGGCUUCUCUUUUUGAGGAGCACGGGCUCUAGGCGCACAGGCUUCAGUAGUUGUGGCGUGUGGGCUCAGUAGUUGUGCUGCACAGGCUUAGUUGCUCCAUGGCAUGUGGGAUCUUCCCUGACCAGGGAUUGAACCUGUGUCCCCUGCAUUAGCAGGCAGAUUCUUAAUCACUGCGCCACCAGGGAAGUCCCUAUAUGUCAGUUUUAAUAAGUUGGGUUUUUCAAGGAAUUUGUCCAUUUUAUCUUAAGUUAUUAAAGAUUGACCUAAAGUUAUUCGUAAUCAUCUUGCUAUCAUUGUAGUAUCUCUAGGGUGUAUAGCGAUAUCUCUUUUUUUAAAUUUUCUGAUACUGACGAUUUAUUUUUACUGAGUAUCCUUGCUAAGGGUUUAUCAACUUUAUUAAUCAUUUCAAAGAAUGAGCUUUUAGCUUUGCAAUUGUCUCCAUUUUUACAUUUGGUGUCUGUCACUGAUUUUUGCUCUUUAUUCUUUCCUUCUACUUUCUUUGGAUUUAAUUUACUGUUCUUUUUCUGGCUUCUUGACAUGGAAGCUUAGAUCAUUGAUUUUCAGCUAGUCUAAUAGGUGUGCUUAGAAGUAUAAAUUUCUCUUUAUACAUUACUUUAAAUGCAUUUAGCAAUUUUUACAUAUUAUUAUCCUCUAGUCAAAAUAUUUUUUAAUUUCCACUGCAGUUUCUUUGAAUUGUGCGUUAUCCAGAUGUGUGUUAAUUGAUCAACAUUUGGGAAUUUUAUAGUUAUCUUUUAUAUUCAUUUCUAGUUUGAUACUAUUAUAAGCCAACAUACUCGAGAGUUUCAAUAUUUUGAAAUUAACACUUGCUUUUUGGCCCAUGAUAUUGUAUAUUUGGGGGAAUGUUGCAUGUUUGCUUGAAAAGACUCUGUGUUUUGCAAUUGUUUGGUGUAGACUUCUACAAAUAUCAUUUAGGUAAGGUUGGUUGAUAGUGUUAGUCAAGUGUGCUAAAUUCUUACUGAGUUUUUGUUUACUUGUUUAUCACUUACUGAGAGAAUUAUGUUAAAAUCUCUAAUUAUACUUUAUCUGUUUUUCCUUUAGUUAUGUUCAUUUAUAUAUAUCUUGAAACUAUGUUAUUAGAUACAGAUUUAAAAUUGUUUUCUUGUUGAAUUGACCCUUUUAUCAUUGAGAAGUGUCCAUUUUAAAGUCUAUUAAUUCUUCUUGCCUUAAAGUGUACUUUGUCCAGUGUUAUAUAGCCACAUCAGCUUUCCUGUGGAUAGUGUUUACUUUGUAUAUUUUUUUCUUUUCUUUUACUUUUACCCUAUCUCUGUGUUAGUCUUCUUGGGCUUCCAUAACAAAAUACCACAGACUGGGUGGUUUAAACAGACACUUUCUUACAACUCUGAGGGCUUCAAGUCCAAGAUCAAGGUGCUGGCAGUGUUGAUUUCUGGUGAGACCUCUGUAGUCACUUAUAGAGUGCCUUUUCACUGUCUCCUCACAUGGCCUUUCUAUCAGUGCCCUAGUGGAGAGAGAGAUCUCUAAAUGUCUCUUCCUCUUAUAAGACACAAGUCCUAUCAGAUCAGGGCCCCACUCUUAUGACCUCAUUUAACUUUAAUUACCUCCUUGAAGGCCCUGUCUUCAAAUACAGUCACAUUGGUGGUUAGGGCUUAAACAUAUGAAUUUUGUGUGUGUGGCAGGGUGGGGGGAUGCAAUUGUCUGUUAAGAUUAUGUAUUUAUAUUUAAAGUGUGUUUCUUUUUUUCUUUUUUCUUUUCUCUUUUGCCACACGGCACGGCUUAUGGGAUCAUAGCUCCCCAACCAGGGAUCGAACCCAGGCCCACAGCAGUGAAAGCACUGAGUUUUAACCACUGGACCACCAGGGAAUUCCCUAAAGUGUGUUUCUUAUAAAUAGCAUGUAGUUGGGUCUUGGUUUUUAUCCAGUGUGAUACUCUUUGUCUUUUAAUUGCAGUGUUUAAUUUUUUUACAUUUAAUGCAAUUACUGGUAUAGUUCUGUUUAAUUUUACUGUCUUUCUUUUUGUUUUUUGAUUUUUUGUUUGUCUCACCUGCUUUUUGUCUGUUUUUUUUCCCAACUUCUUUUGUAUUUGUCAAAUAUUUUUAUUACUUAAUUUUACCUUUUUUAUUGGGUGUUUGUUAUUCCUUGUAUUGGAUAGAAUCACUCUUAAUGGUUAUGAUAGAAAUUACAAACAGCUGAUUCACUUUGUUGUACAGCAGAAACUGGCAUAACAGUGUAAAGCAAUUAUAUUCCAAUAAAGUUCUAAAAAAAAAAGUCCCUUAACUUAUUAGAGUCUACCUUAAAUUAAUACUUUUGCCAUGCCCUGAACACUGAAAAAAGCUUAAAAUAGUUUAAUUCUGUUUAUUUUUUUCCUGCUUGUGAUGCUAUAAUUGUGAUAUAUUUUUACUUCUGUAUUUGUUACUUUCCUCACAAGAUACUGUUUUUGCAUUAGUCAGUCGUCUUUUAUCUUUAUUCACAU
Hippopotamus amphibius kiboko is the source of this 4850-nucleotide messenger RNA. RefSeq names its product acyl-CoA binding domain containing 6 (gene ACBD6). Lineage: Eukaryota; Metazoa; Chordata; Mammalia; Artiodactyla; Hippopotamidae. The transcript has 8 exons. The record is from RefSeq and is a predicted model, not a curated record. The coding region runs from base 584 to 1516 and encodes 310 amino acids. Gene Ontology annotation, molecular function: protein binding; fatty-acyl-CoA binding.